Erigeron canadensis is the source of this 1525-nucleotide messenger RNA. Its product is annotated as tabersonine-19-hydroxy-O-acetyltransferase-like. The coding region runs from base 1 to 1416 and encodes 471 amino acids. The record is from RefSeq and is a predicted model, not a curated record. NCBI's taxonomy places the organism in Eukaryota, Viridiplantae, Streptophyta, Magnoliopsida, Asterales, Asteraceae. The transcript has 2 exons.
AUGACACCUAGCUAUCAGAAUGCGUGUACAUCCCCCGAGCUUCUAAGGGACUUCAUUACAUGGCAGGUUCAUGGAGAGGCCGGGAUUUGUAAAGCCUUUUGUAAAAUUCAUCACUAUUUCAACAAAAAAUUCAGUAAAUUGGACAUGGAGAUUAUAUCCAAAGAGAUUAUCAAACCUUCUUCUCCAACCCCUAAUCAUCUCAAAACACUUAAUCUUUCAAUGCUCGAUCAACUGACUUUCCAAAACUAUAUUCCACUCUUGAUUCUUUACAAGUCCGAAUUAACUAGAAGUAGUAUUUAUGUUUUGAAGAAAUCUUUGUCUGAAACUCUAAAAAUGUACUACCCUUUUGCGGGUAGACUUAGAAAAGAUAGCGUCACUGUUGAUUGCGGAGACCAGGGCGUUGUUUUUGUGGAAGCAAAGAUGUCAGGGUGUACAUUAUCCGAUUUCCUUCAGAAUCCAAACCUCGAGAGACAAAAGUUACUAUUUGCUGAAGGUUUCUUGUGGAAAGGGUCAUGCAUAGGUGAGCCUUUUGUAGCGGUUCAAGUAACCUCUUUUGAAGGGGGUGGAAUGGCGGUUGGUUUUACUAUAUCACAUAAGGUUGCAGACGGGUGCACAUAUGGUACUUUUCUAAGUGAUUGGGCUGCUAUGGCUCGCGGUGAAAUGAGACCAGAACCAAUUAUUCUGGCAAAACUCAUCCCUUCGCCGGAUCUUAAACUUAACGUACCAGAAAUUGUGAUGAACCAAAGUAGAAAUUGUGUGACAAAAAGGUUCGCUUUUGGUUCCAAGAAAAUAGCGGAGUUAAAAAAUUCUGUUGCCGGGUUUGUAGAGAACCCUACAAGUGUUGAAGUUGUGACUGCACAUCUUUACAUGUGUGUGAAUGUUGCUUCUAUGGCAAAGACAGGUUCUUUUAGAAAAUCUACAUGGAUGCAGCUAGUAAAUAUGCGGCCACGAAUGACAAAGCCAUUACCAUAUAACUGUAUAGGAAACUUUAGUUGGUACUUCACAAUAUCAAAUAAUGGUAGCCAAACAAGUCUAUCCAAUUUAGUACUUGAGAUGAAGAACGGUAUUAAAGGACUCUGCAAUGGCGGUAAUAAUGUUGAAUUAAGUAAUUGGUUGAUGGGUAUUAAGAAAUCUACAGGCAAUGCAAAGGAGUUGUUUGAUGAUGUUGAUGUUUACAGGUGUAGUAGCAUGGUUAGGAGUCCUUUUCACGACAUUGAUUUUGGAUGGGGUAGUCCGGUUUGGGUUACCCUUGCAGAUGCGACGAUGAAGAACACAUUCGUGUUGUUCGAUAUGCCAGAUGGAGAUGGAAUUGAAGCUGUGGUCAGCAUCGAAGAAGACACUAUGAGACUAUUUCAAAGCGUGUACAACAAAGAUACGAGGGAGCACGAAGAUAGGAAAUUUAUGUCACACUUAUAAGUGUGCAAAGUAGUUUAAACAUCUUUUAAUUUUUUGCUUUAAAACUGUAAGAAUAAUACAACUUUGGUUGUGUACUUGUUGUCGUUAGUCUUUUUAUCUUCUGUUUAUG